Fusarium sp. VM40 is the source of this 2859-nucleotide messenger RNA. The record is from the annotation of a GenBank genome assembly. Lineage: Eukaryota; Fungi; Ascomycota; Sordariomycetes; Hypocreales; Nectriaceae.
AUGAGUGUCUUACCCAGCAUCGAUUCUCAUCUUCGUUUGGCUUUCCCAAACACCCCUCCAGAACUAUCGAGCCCCAGCGCAUCAUCUUACUCUACUAACUCAUCAUCUGCGGAUCGGCCUUGGAUCUCGCCUACGCCUACUUCGCCAUCCAUGAAGGACUAUGAUAAUAAGUCUUUGACAACAAACAUGACUGCGGACCAGAAGAUGAACGGAGAUCAGACUAGAACUGAGUCGGCCACUCAAUCCGCUCCACGACAACAGCUUCCUUCUUUAAGCAGCAUCUUUGGACCCCCAGCAACUGGUCGGCCAGCACACUCACCUCUUUCAGAACAUAACCACAACAACUCUUACUCUGCACCUGCACCUGCAGAUCGCAAGCAUGCACGAUCUGAUGACAGACACCACUCGACAUCUUACUUUCCACCGAACUUGUCACCUUCCAUAUCUCAACCUCGGAGUACUUACGACAACAAGUUCGAUGCAGACCGGCAGCCAAUUCAUGGUCCCACACGAUCUUACUCUGGUUCAGCGUCACCUAGGUUUCGUGAUGGGGAGCGCUCCCGACAGGAGUCAGUCGCUGAAGGACAGGCUGGCAGAUGGCCAACGUACCAGGAGAAUCGGCCUGAGUACUCAUUAGAAUCUCGAGAUGGAUCUUUUCGACCACCCCAGGAUCAGUUUCGACUUCACUUUCCAAGCCCCAAGGAUCGUGUAGUUCCCGCUUACAACGACCAAAGGUCUCCCCAGACAGCUACAAUUCCGCCACCAACACCAAGCACUACCGCAACUGAUGGUGUCCCUUCAAAGGACGGACUCGGUCCUAAGAUUUGGACUGGCACUCAUUUCCUGCCCCGGUUUGUGAGGGCCACCGAGGUGCCUGGAGAGGGAAUGUGUUAUUUCUACGAUGACGGCAGCCACUGCAAGACAGUGAUUGAUGGAGAGGCAGUAAACGCUCACUGGGGUGUUACCAAAGCCGGCAAGCCUAGAAAAAGACUUGCCAUCGCCUGCAUAACGUGCCGCGAGAAGAAGAUUAAAUGCGAUCCUGAUUAUCCCCGCUGCGUUCAGUGCGAGAAGUUUGGGAGAAUAUGCAAAUUCAAGAACGCACCCCGUGGAGGACACAAUACAUCACCCUCAACACCCCCGGCUGAGCUCGACGACAUCCGGACUGUAGGCGGACCAUCAAGACCCACUGAGAGCGAGAACAGUUCGCCAGUGUCGCCGCGGACCACCCUACAAGCAGCGUCGCCGGACACAGGUUCCCACAAGAGGCUUCGAGUGGGUUAUGACAACUAUGUUAACAUGGGAGAGCCAGUGCAUGCAAUGCCCCCUGUUGAAUCACCAAGACCUCAGUUGCCUAUUCAGCCUCCAACAAUCGAGCUUCCUCGAAUCUCCGAAGAUGUGCUUAACCAGGCCUGGAGAACCGACCCGUCACUGUCUGAUCCCCAGUCUAUCCGCACGGUGAUCUCUCACUUCUUUGUUCACCUUGAUAGCACUAUGAUUGUGCGCUUCAUCCCCGAGAAUGUUUUCAAGACAUGGGUUGUGAACCCUGGGCACCGCAAGUCGCCCGAGGACUUGAUGAUUCUAUACAGCAUCCUUGCUGUUGGCGUUGCCCUAUCGGGAGGGCCAAAAGCCAUUGCAUUCGAAUAUGCAUCUGUCGCACACUAUGCUCAGAAGUCUACGACAGUCAGCUGCAUCCAGCUGGUCCAGACAAGGAUCCUGCUCGCACUCUACUACAUCUCCGUCUCGCGCUCAUCUGAGGCCAGCGAAAUGAUGUCAUCAGCUAUUGCGGCGGCGUCUUGCCUCCAGCUCAACGUCGAGAUUGAAGAGUCAAGGGAGGCUGGCCUCGCUACCUACCCAUUCGGAAUGAACAAGGCAGGAUAUUGUGAGGCCCGGAGAAGGACUUUCUGGUCUCUUUACAUGCUGGAACGACUUGACGGCCGCUUCCCUGACCGCUUUGCCAUGAUAAACGCAGAGGACAUCUACACCCGUCUACCUGCAGAGUCCCAUGGUUUUGAGCGCCAGGUGGACGGACACGCUCCAAUCUUUAAUCCCUACAUUUCUGGCGUCACAAACGCACAUGACCGUGAGUUCGGGAUCUCAGCCUACUUGGUUGAGAUGGUACAUAUCUGGUCUAACGAUGUGUGCCGUAUCUACAGAACGGCUAGACGUGCGAACAUGAUGGGGGCAGACGUGGAAUCACCCCAGAGAACACUGAAGCGUAUCCAGGACUGGCGCUAUGCCUUGCCUUCUCGUCUGGCCUUCACAGCUUCGAACCUCGAGUCUGCAGCGUUGGCAGGAGAGCUUGGGCCUUUCUUGACUAUGCACCUUUUGUAUAACCAUGCCAUGAUCAAGCUCAGCCGGCAUACUCCCGCGGCAGGACGACCUUCGUCUCAGUCUGCGGGUCACCAGAUACAUACAUGCUACGAGCAUGCCAUACAGGUGUUGGAAAUGGCCAAGGCACUUGUGCGACUUCAUCGUGGGGGCCAGACUGUUCUGAGCGCCCCGGCACCUGUCCUAACCAUGGUAAUGGCCGAAGCGGUCGACGUUUAUACCUCGAGCGGUCGUCUAUCGCAUGUUGGCGACGUUAUCGAAAGCGUGCACAUACUCCAGGGUGUUAUCCAGGCUAUGCUUGCGAUCUGGGAUAACGUGCGUAGUGUACAGAAGGCGAUAGAUGGGCGCCUGGGAAUGCUGUGCCGUAUUCGAGACCGAGGCAGGCAAUCAGCCAGCCCAGUUGAAGAAUACCGCAUCUUCUACAGCUCUGAGAUAAGCGAUGAUGAGAAGAUCCUUCGCUGGCAAAUCAGCAACCCGAUGGAGAAGCUCUAUCCCAGAGACAUGGAUAUUAUUUACGCUCCGCUUGUUUGA